ACACAUUUGGUAUAUAUAGGGGUCAAGACUCCAGAAUUUUAACUAGUGUAAUAUUUUUCACGUCCUUCUUUAGCAAGGCCUUACAUCAAGAAUCAUGACCAUGAUCCUUUUAGUGUGCAGUUUCCUCUAUUGGCAAUAUAGGAUUUGCAUAUCAAGAUAAUAAAAGAGCUAAUUACGUGCACUGAGCCAUCAGUAAUGGCUCUUAGUCUUAUGUUUUGAACUUGUUUAGCUAAAUGCGUAGUUAAUAUUGCCUUUAUAGCUCUCUCUUCCUCUCUCCUUCUCAUUCUCCUCAUUUCAAUUCUCUAUUAGCUUCUUUGGCAUAUUCAGUAGUGAGAUGGGCGUAAUGGGCAAAACCAGAAUGGUUUUGACGUUAACAGGCAGAGCCUUACAUGAGGCUGUGAGCUUCAUUGUCUUCACUUUUCUUGAUCUUCUUGAUUUAUUUCUAUGUUUCGCUUACAAAGUCGCAGAUUUCUUCAUUGAAGCAGAAUGGAAACCUUGUUACUGCACCUCAGCUAAAGAAGCCAUCACUAGCAGUGGCAAGAUCUUGGUCUCGGAGCAAGGCGAGUCCAAGAUUGUUUGCCUUAGUUCUAGCAAAUUAGAGCUAGAGGAGAUCUCGGACACCCUCUAUACCCGACCUUCGCUACUUUCUGAGGUUUCAAAAUUGACUGUUAAUGAGCUAAAACGAAUCAAGGUGGAGAAGACCCUUGUACAAUCCUGCGAGAAGACGAAGAAAGGAACGAUGAGAUCCACAUUCACGAUUAACUCCACCAUUGUUGAAAUGCUUCAAGAAAAGAUUGAAGGCCAGAAAGCACAUCCUAUCCCAAGAUGGUCUGACUGUGAUUGUAAACUUUGCACUAGUUGGACCACCUCUAGCACCGAAACUCUAUUUGUUAAGGCUGAAGGCGCAAAAGACAAGGCAAAAGAAGAUGUCCUCUUCAUCCAUGGAUUCAUUUCAUCUUCAGCAUUUUGGACAGAAACUGUAUUUCCAAACUUGUCGGAGGCUGCUAAAUCCAGCUACAGAUUUUUUGCUGUGGAUUUGCUAGGUUUUGGGAGAAGUCCAAAGCCAACAGACUCGCUUUACACACUUAGAGAGCAUUUGGAGAUGAUUGAAAGAUCAGUGAUGGAACCUUACAAAGUCAAAUCCUUCCAUAUAGUGGCUCAUUCUUUAGGCUGCAUUUUGGCCCUAGCACUUGCAGUAAAACACCCAGGAUCCGUCAAAUCCCUUACGCUCCUUGCACCACCAUAUUAUCCAGUGCCAAGGGGAGUCCAACCAACACAAUACGUGAUGAGAAGGGUAGCUCCAAGGCGCGUGUGGCCACCGAUUGCAUUUGGUGCUUCAAUGGCUUGCUGGUAUGAGCACAUCACCAGGACCAUUUGUCUGGUUAUAUGCAAGAACCAUAGGCUGUGGGAAUUUCUUGCCAAACUUAUCACAAGAAACAGGAUUAGGACAUUCUUGCUUGAAGGAUUCUUUAUUCAUACACAUAACGCAGCAUGGCAUACCCUGCACAACAUUAUUUGUGGCACCGCCAGCAAGCUUGAUGGCUACUUGAACGUCGUCCAUAACCAUCUAAAAUGUGACGUGAAUAUCUUUCAUGGGAGAAAUGAUGAGCUUAUUCCAAUUGAAUGUAGUUACAAUGUACAAGAAAGAGUUCCUCGUGCUCGAGUGAAGGUAAUCGAGAAGAAAGAUCAUAUUACUAUUGUUGUUGGUAGGGAAAAGGCAUUCACUAGGGAACUAGAGAAGAUUUGGAGCAGAUCAAGUGGUUAAAACUCUGCCCUUUUGCAUGUCAUAGCUAUAAUUAAGUCACCAUAUAUACAUAUAUUAAAUUCCAAUGAAGUGGAUAUAACACCGAAAUUUAAGAUUUUCUUCUACUUGUAUAAGUUUCAAAUCUCAAAUAGGCGAAGUGAAAAACAUUACCUGCCUAUAUUAUUAGGUAUAAAAUGCUUUGAUUAUAAGGAAAUCAUGAAAUGAAAAUGCUAGAUUGAAUAUUC
Manihot esculenta (cassava) is the source of this 1989-nucleotide messenger RNA. RefSeq names its product probable lysophospholipase BODYGUARD 3. NCBI's taxonomy places the organism in Eukaryota, Viridiplantae, Streptophyta, Magnoliopsida, Malpighiales, Euphorbiaceae. Bases 335 to 1765 code for a protein of 476 amino acids. The transcript has 4 exons. The record is from RefSeq and is a predicted model, not a curated record.